AUGGUUACCCUGGAUCUACCUACCAUCAACAGCCGAUUUGGAGACUUCCAAUUAGCACCUAAUGGCUUAGUCGCUGUGAUUGGGACUUUGAUAGGCAUCACUGCGUUGACCUAUUUACUCUCGACAAUCCAAGGUGCCCUCACGGUUCGCAACAAACACCAUGGAAGCCGACCGCCAAAACUUCCGUAUACUAUUCCAUUACUUGGACAUCUUCCUGAAUUCUUAAAGGACACGUUGAAAUUUCUAGCAAGGGCUACUGCUGAAUAUGGGCCAUCGACUCCAGUCCGGAUUCAACUCCUUAACCGGCAUAUGAGCCUGCUCAAGGGUGCCGAUGCCGUUACUUCCCUUUUCAAAAGCUCAAGGGAUUUGAGUAGCGAGCACUGGCUUGUGCAGGUCUUGGUCAAUGCCUUUGGCGUGGAGGUUGCCGAUGCACCCUUCUAUCUAGCCGAUGACACCGGUAUUGCCAAUCAACCUGAUCCCAGGAGUAACAUGACGAAUCCAGAGCAUCGCAUCUUCCAUUUGGUAUUCAAGUCUGUUCACUCUGGGUUGAGUGGAGUGAGCCUUGAGGAGAUGGAGAGACAGCUGGUGCGAAAUCUAUCCUCCCAGAUUCAUCAAACGGACUUCCAAUCUGACUCGUGGACUGAAAUUCCUGAUCUGUACGGCUCAUUGUUUCGUACUGUUGCCUUCAAAGCAGCCGUCGUGUCACUCUGUGGACCGAAUGUUUUUGAGGUCAUCCCAACUUUCGAUAAAGACUUUUGGACAUUCGAUAGUGCGCUCCCGGAUUUGUUCAAGGAAAUGCCGCGGUGGCUUGCACCGUCGUCGUACGCGGCUAGGGAUAAGAUGAAGGAUCAUCUGCACAAGUGGCAGACAUUUGCCCAUGAGCGAUACGACGUCAAACAGGGCCAGCAGGAUAAGAGGGAAUGGGAGGAGUAUUUCGGAUCUCGGCUGAUGAGGACGAGACAUGAAUUCUUCCAGAAAAUGCCGUUGAGCAAAGAGACCAUUGCCGCGGAUGACCUUGGAUUGAUCUGGGCUGCGACCGCAAAUACCGUCCCCGCAAUUGGCUGGAUGCUGCUGGAGGUUCUCCAACGUCCGGAACUUUUACAGAGAGUUCGCGAAGAGGUCGCUCCCUACGUAUCCUGGGAUUCAUCGGAUCAAAGCCAGAUGGUCGUCGACAUUCCCAAUCUCUGCAGUCGUCCCCUCCUCCAAUCUAUCUACGCCGAAGUUUUGCGUCUCCGCUCUGGCACUGUCAUCAACCGAGUCCCUACCUCUAACGAUUUCCAUAUUGAUGGGUGGCACUUCAAGAAGGACGAGCAAAUCAUCGUAUCCACUUACGACACUGCGCGCGACCAAUACGUCUGGAACCAAGGCUCCAAUGACAACCCACACUCUGUGGAAGAGUUCUGGCCAGAACGAUUCAUCGUGUACCCGGAUAACGACAAUAGUGGCCCCGUUCUACGAAGCAUUGCCCAACAACAACCAAAGAAUACGCAAAACGCGAAAAUCUCAGAACCAACUUUCACCCUCGACGGCACGGCAGGAUCUUGGAUUCCCUACGGUGGAGGCACGCGAAUGUGUCCCGGUCGGCAUUUUGCGAAGAAGGAGAUGAUCGUGACGAUGGCGAUGUUCCUGACGGCAUUUGAUAUCGAGUUAUUGGUUGAUGAAAAAUCUGGGAUUCAGCCUGAUUUGGGGUACUUUAUGUUUGGUGUUAUGCAUCCUAAAGGCAAGAUACCUGCUAGGAUUCGGAAGAGGCGUUUUGGCUAG
Molecule: messenger RNA, 1761 nt
Organism: Penicillium cataractarum
Lineage: Eukaryota; Fungi; Ascomycota; Eurotiomycetes; Eurotiales; Aspergillaceae
Product: cytochrome P450
Exons: 3
Coding region: 1-1761 (586 amino acids)
Molecular function (GO): iron ion binding; heme binding; steroid hydroxylase activity
Source: RefSeq, a predicted model, not a curated record